This is a messenger RNA of Malaya genurostris, 2281 nucleotides long. RefSeq names its product galectin-6-like. Bases 1351 to 1821 code for a protein of 156 amino acids. NCBI's taxonomy places the organism in Eukaryota, Metazoa, Arthropoda, Insecta, Diptera, Culicidae. Gene Ontology annotation, molecular function: carbohydrate binding. The record is from RefSeq and is a predicted model, not a curated record. The transcript has 3 exons.
GGUAAGAGUGUAUCUGAUAAGUUUGCUGCAUGGGUCCAUAGCGUAAAGCUUAGGGCGGUAUAAUUUUCUGGAAUUAUACUCGAAGUUGUAAUUUUUGAAGAUUUAGAUUCUUGCAGAUUUAGAGACAGCUCAAUAACUGCUGAUAUAGGCAAUCGAUGUAGACAACAGGUGAAAUCUAUGAAGCCAAAAUAGGCUUUCAUCAACUAACUAAUUUUAAGUACUUUUCAGCCAAUAGACGAGUUGUAUGCAGGAACACAAUACUAAGUUAAAGAAGUCAAUGUUGCUUCAAUUGGUUCACCUUCAAAAAGUGCUUCUUCUGUUGUAUGGUUUACCGUGAAAUCUGUACAAAAUCAAUCGUAGAUAGAAUCGUUGAGUGCUAUAUCACUUUCGUGCGGAUAAUAUACUCGACGAACUGGAUUAUCACAUAAGAUACAGUUUGUGUAUACACAUUAUUUCAAGGCAAAUUCAAACAAUUUUCAGAAAAUCGCUCCGUUUCUUCCUGGGACAUUAUUUUUACUGUCAUUUAUCAGUUACAUUAUUUGAAUGAAAUAUUUCCGAAAACGUCCUAAAAUUACUGAAGCCUCAUUUUCAAAAGCAAAACUACUUGUUGAAUCAACCUAUACUGAACGGUUUUAACAAACUGUCAAAAUUUUCUACAGGGUGGGUCACAAAGUUGUAUCAUUGCGAGCAGAGCGGUCAGAUCUAAUGAUUAGUAUAGCAAAAUUUUGACCUAGACAAAAUAAACGAGAGAUACUUGUCGAAAGUUUUUUUGUAGACAAAAUGAUCUAACUGCAAAUGUCAGUUUGUCUUUGUUUACUUUUUUCGCGAUUUGCCGAAUUGAUUUUAUAUUUACCGCCUUGUUCUUUGCAAAACUUUCAAGUUAAAACCACAAGCAUGGGAAACAUUCAAGAAAUUUCAGUAAUUGCCGUAAUAAUCGACUCUCGGCUCUUUUGUAGUGAGUCUAGCGAAUUGGUAAUCCAACACACAACAUACCGAUGAACGCUUUAUGUGGGUAUCCACUAUCUGGCAACGCUGAUAGUGCAUGGAAAGCAAAACAAAUAUUUUCCUCCCUCGGCCCACCCACUUCAAAAGAGUGCUAUAAUAGGAAGUUAUAACGUAACGACAUAGGUCGUAAAGAAGCGUCGCCUACAUACAAAUGCUUUGUGGUUGCAGGUUCUUAUCGCGCCUUCUUUCGACAUCAGUAUUAGUUACACCACCUUCGAAUGAAGAACAUUCCGUAACUGCAGCCUAAUAGUUUGAUAGGCUCCUGUCCGAGGCUUUGUAGUGCGUACCUAAUUUCAUAAGUGAUUAAUUCAAUUUUGUUACUAUUAUCACCGCCAACCGUAAGCAAUGAGCAAUCGUCCGUUUACCGCACAACUUCCACGGAAACCAGAAUUCGGCGAUGAGAUAUUGAUACGAGGUAAACUCAAAAGUGAUGCAAGAGUGGUCUCUGUCAAUUUCUGCCUGCCACGACCUGCUCAGCUACCCGAUGACCAAACGCCUCCACAUAUCGCUUAUCAUUUCAAAACAAUUUUUCACGACGAUGGCAGUAGCGCCGUGAUUCACAACUGGAAAAAUUGUGUUUGGCAGGACGAAACUGUUGAAGAGAACUAUUGGAUGUUGGAUCGGAAUGAGAAGUUCACUCUGAUCUUCCGGUUUCAUGAGGAAGUAUUUAAAGUGUUUGCGGAAGACACCCAGCAUACUCCUGACUACGAAUUUGUCCAUCAGCUUCCAAUGGAAAAUAUUCUACAAAUCGAAAUAUGGGAUGACAUCGAGUAUAUCGAGGAAAUUGCAUUUAAAUACAAACGUACAGAUUAUUGAUCUCUGGAUAAUUCGACUGGAACAAAUCGAAAAUUUCCUAUUCGCUGUUGGAAAAAGAAAACACAUCUCGUGCAAGACAGGGAAUCAAUAUCAAUCGGAGCUACCGAACAUGUUUACUUUACCAUCACGGAUACCAAUUUCACAGCAGUCAUAUCGCAGCAAUAUACACGUGUUCUAGUCAUUAUAUACAGUCAAACCAAAUAACCAUGCAGGCGCUUUUUAAAGAAAACUCUCGAUCGGACUACGCAGUUUUAAAACAUGAUGCAGCUUAACCGUAAAAUGCUGGCAGCUAAAAUGUAGAUUGCAGCACAUACCAACCAUAUGCCUUUUGACAACAGUCAUUCAACCUUAACGCAUACUCGCACAAAGUGCUUUUAUUAUACUGUAUCUGUUGAAUGAAUGGAGGAUAUACAUUAACACAACUUUAGGGUGAUAACGAAUAAAAAUACAAUGAAACUUA